GUUUUGCCCAAAUUCUUUUUAAACCCUCCUUGAAAUCCAUUGGAUAGCUCUCUCCAUGGCUUCUCUCACACGUGUCCUCCUACCAACCUUUUCACAAUUUCCUCAUCAUUCUUCCACUUCUACCUGCACCAAAAUUUAUACAAUUUCUUCCACAACCCGAAGGAGAUUCUCAGUUUUCUCGAUGUCGGAAUCCAACCGCACCACCGUCCUCGUCACCGGAGCUGGUGGCAGAACUGGUCAAAUAGUUUAUAAAAAGCUGAAGGAGAGAUCAACCGAGUAUAUUGCAAGAGGUUUGGUUAGAACUGAAGAAAGCAAGGAGAAAAUUGGUGGAGAAGAUGAUGUUUUCAUUGGUGGAAGACCUGAAUUCUAUUUUGAAGAAGGAUCAAACCCUGAACAAGUUGAUUGGGAAGGGCAGAAAAAUCAGAUAGAUGCUGCUAAAGCUGCUGGAGUGAAGCAAAUUGUUCUUGUGGGGUCCAUGGGUGGAACAAAUAUUAACCACCCUUUAAACAGCUUGGGAAAUGGGAAUAUACUGGUGUGGAAGAGAAAAGCUGAACAGUAUCUAGCAGACUCUGGCCUUCCAUACACAAUUAUAAGGGCUGGGGGAUUGCAAGACAAGGAAGGUGGGGUCCGCGAGCUGCUUAUUGGGAAAGAUGAUGAGCUUCUUGAGACUGAAACCAAAACCAUUGCAAGACCAGAUGUGGCUGAAGUCUGUAUUCAGGCAUUGCAAUUUGAGGAGGCGAAAUUUAAGGCGUUUGAUCUUGCAUCCAAACCUGAGGGAAGUGGGACCCCAACAAAAGAUUUCAAGGCUUUAUUUUCACAAGUCAAUACUCGGUUUUAAGCUACAUACAUACAUGUCUUGCCAUUUGUGCAAUGACAGGAAUGUUGAUUAUAAGAAUCAAUGAUGAGUUGUAAUAAUUUCGGAUAUUUUCAAAUUAGAAUUAUUCGAGAAUUUGAAUUUGAGAAUUAUGAUAUUUGAGAUGGUAAAAGGUUGUGGAAGGCAUUUCGAGACUGAAGUUUAUAUUUUGGUG
Messenger RNA from Lactuca virosa, 1028 nucleotides. Lineage: Eukaryota; Viridiplantae; Streptophyta; Magnoliopsida; Asterales; Asteraceae. The record is from the annotation of a GenBank genome assembly.